AUGAACAGUGAGCCGCACACAGCCCCAGUGACUAAUUCUGAGAGCAGUGAGGGCAUAGGGUCGCCUUUUCUGCAGAGCAGAGACACAAGCACCUGCGGACCUCUGGUGGACCUGCCGGGAUUCUUUGAGUAUGUGAUUGAUGGCAUGUGCACUUGCUUGGAUGCCAUUGGCGAUGGACUUAAGUUUGCUAAGCUGCUAGAGAGUGACGAGUGCAGAGAGGUCGUGAGCAAUCUGCGCACCAGCUGCGAGAAAUUGGGCCAAAGCCACAUCAGCGCAGCAGCACAGGUUGGUCAACGCGUGGGGCAUUCCGUUUAG
Messenger RNA from Sphaeroforma arctica JP610, 315 nucleotides. RefSeq lists its product as hypothetical. Lineage: Eukaryota; Ichthyosporea; Ichthyophonida. The record is from RefSeq and is a predicted model, not a curated record. The transcript has 3 exons. The coding region runs from base 1 to 315 and encodes 104 amino acids.